Messenger RNA from Suillus clintonianus, 195 nucleotides. RefSeq lists its product as uncharacterized. The record is from RefSeq and is a predicted model, not a curated record. The coding region runs from base 1 to 195 and encodes 64 amino acids. NCBI's taxonomy places the organism in Eukaryota, Fungi, Basidiomycota, Agaricomycetes, Boletales, Suillaceae. The transcript has 2 exons.
AUGGGCGCCCCCCAAAAGAAGGGGAAACCAGGGUCAAGCGCAAAUAUCACUCACAAUGGCUCCCCACCAACACCUGGACCUCCUAACGCCUUCGUCCCUGCCAUCGCACCAGCACCUCCACCCGCUAUUCCUCCCACCACCAAAGAUGAAUGCAAGAUAUUUUCCUUCGCAUUCACAUGGCUUGCACUUCCUUGA